Molecule: messenger RNA, 1969 nt
Organism: Pelobates fuscus (common spadefoot toad)
Lineage: Eukaryota; Metazoa; Chordata; Amphibia; Anura; Pelobatidae
Gene: EMX2
Product: empty spiracles homeobox 2
Exons: 3
Coding region: 270-1013 (247 amino acids)
Biological process (GO): regulation of transcription by RNA polymerase II; neuron differentiation; central nervous system development
Cellular component (GO): nucleus
Molecular function (GO): RNA polymerase II cis-regulatory region sequence-specific DNA binding; DNA-binding transcription factor activity, RNA polymerase II-specific
Source: RefSeq, a predicted model, not a curated record
CACUCACACUCACACAUCGCUAGGCAGAGCCCUGCACAUCAUGGAUUGUCUGCGGACUUGCUGACCCACUCACCCAGGAAGCUUGCAAGGCUAGGACAGCCAGAGCUCUGCCCCUCACUGAGCUCCAAUCACUGCACCCAGAGCUCCACAGCACAGGAUUCCUUAUUUGGGGAAGAGACCAGCUUCUGAUCUACUUUCUGUUCCUCUGUGUGGCCCCUCUCCUCCCCCCACCCCUGGCUGACACAGGGGGACAGGAGUUUUGGGGAGCCAUGUUUCAGCCCACACCAAAGAGGUGCUUCACCAUCGAAUCCUUGGUGGCCAAGGACAGCCCUUUGCCAGUCUCUCGCUCCGAGGAGCCCAUCAGACCAGCUGCCCUCAGCUAUGCCAACUCCAGCCCCAUCAACCCCUUCCUCAAUGGCUUCCACUCCACUGGCAGGGGGGUCUACCCCAACACGGACCUGGUGUUCGCAGAGGCUGUAUCUCACCCCCCUAACCCGGCUGUGCCAGUUCACCCAGUGCCCCCACCUCAUGCCCUGGCAGCUCACCCCCUGCCCAGCCCGCACUCUCCGCACCCACUCUUUACCUCUCAGCAAAGGGACCCAUCGACUUUCUAUCCCUGGUUAAUACAUCGCUACAGAUAUCUGGGACACCGAUUCCAAGGUAACGAUACCAGUGCGGAGAGUUUUCUGUUACAUAAUGCACUGGCCAGGAAACCCAAACGGAUCCGCACUGCCUUCUCCCCAUCCCAGCUACUGCGCCUGGAACACGCAUUUGAGAAGAACCAUUAUGUGGUUGGGGCAGAGAGGAAGCAGCUGGCUCACAGUCUGAGCCUCACAGAGACACAGGUAAAAGUUUGGUUUCAGAACAGAAGAACAAAGUUCAAACGGCAGAAGCUGGAGGAGGAAGGAUCAGACUCAUCUCAGAAGAAGAAAGGGACCCAUCACAUCAACCGGUGGAGAAUUGCAACCAAGCAGGCCAGCCCUGAGGAGAUAGAUGUCACAUCGGACGAUUAACCCUUAGCACUUUGAACUGUCAUUAUUUAACAAACGCUAAAAAGCAGGAGAAACGGAAAGUGUCCCUGCCCCAGGACAAUCCAUGGGGCACAAACCAACAAACAGCCUCCUCCUGGCAGGUGCUCAGCAGACACGAGAAUACAGCACACACAACAGAAACACAGGACAAUUUUUGCACUUCCAAUUUUUCUGUCUCGGUUUUUUUUUUUUCACAGCCAAAAAAAAACAAAAAAAAAAAACAAGAAAAAACAAACAGAAACGAAUGAAAGAUAAGGAAACACCUGUUACACAAACUUGAAUUGCAUGAGAAACCUCGAGCAAAUGGUUUCAGAUGGCAGAAAAUAUUGUAAGUUGUUUUUUUCAUUUAAUUUUGUUUGUUUUUUGGAGGGGGGAGGACUGACUCUGUGUGCUUUAUAUUUUUUAUAUAUUUUUUUUUUAAGAGAAAUGUGCAGUUUGUAUACAUUUUAUGGUAUAAUUCAAGUGAUUGUGAAAAGGAACCUUCAGUAGAAUAAAUACAGGCCACAGGGACCGGACACGAUUUGGGGAGGGAUGAUGGGCUGCCAGAUAUUGGAGGGGGAUUGAAAAGGACAAGUUUAUUUGGAGCAAUUCCCCAUGGCGUGUGAUGCGUUUAACCCCAGCAUCCUGGCACAGUAAAGACAUUUAAUGGAUCUUUCAAAUAAAUUCAAAACAAAAAAAACAAAAAACUGAUCACACAUAUAUUUUUUUUUUUUUUUGAAGCACUGAGAUUCUGGUCCAAUAUAUAGAAAGCUACUAAACAUGGACAAUAAUAAUGAAAUAAUAUUAAUAAAACAAAUCGAUUGUUUUCCUUAUGUCUUCUAUACCAGAUUGUACAUAUUUUUGUGUUUGUGUUAAUUUGUUAGAAUUCUAACACACUAUAUACUUCUAAGAAGUAUGAACCCUGUCAAUAUUUUGUCAAUAAAGAUUUAUUAAAAUGC